AUGGUGUUCACCCGUUUUGUAGAGAUCGGCCGCGUUGCCUACCUCUCCUUUGGACCCCACGCUGGGAAAUUGGUGGCAAUCGUUGAUGUCAUCGACCAGAACCGGGCUCUUGUUGAUGGACCAUGCACAGGUGUGAAGAGGCAGUCCAUGCCCUUCAAAUGCAUGCAGCUUACAGACUAUGUGAUUAAAGUCCCACACAGUGCCCGCCAGAAGUUUGUCAAGCGAGCUUGGGAGAAGGCCCAGAUCAAUGAGAAAUGGUCAGAAACCAGUUGGGCCAAGAAGAUUGAGGCCAGGCAGAAGAGGGCCAAAAUGACGGACUUCGAUCGCUACAAGGUCAUGAAGGCAAAGAGAAUGAGGAACAAGAUCAUCAAGCAUGAACGGAGAAAGACAGUCUGUGGAUCCGUGUCAAGUGAAGCUCUGCACUCUCGGUCCAGACGUCCUCCCCGAGCCCUGAUUAUAGCUGUAAAAUGA
Messenger RNA from Knipowitschia caucasica, 471 nucleotides. The record is from the annotation of a GenBank genome assembly. Lineage: Eukaryota; Metazoa; Chordata; Actinopteri; Gobiiformes; Gobiidae.